AUGGACCCCCUGGACAGAGCUCAAGUACUCCUCCUCUGUGACCUGUGUCAAACAGCUGCAUUACAGAGUCGUUGUGAACUUUGUCAGAUUAACCUGUGUAAGGCCUGUGUAGGGGAGCAUCUCUCUGAUUCAUCUCAAAGACACAAAGUUGUGCCAUACAAACACAGAAAAUCUACCCCUAAUGUUAACUACCCAAAGUGUCCAAACCACACCCAGAAACAUUGUGAACUUUACUGUGAGAAAUGUGACAUUCCUGUCUGUUCUACCUGCCUCUCCUCUGAUGAACAUCAUGGGCAUAAGUUAACAAAUAUCUUACAGAAUCCCAGCUUUAUAAAAGAAAUUUUAAACAACGAUUUGAAAGAACUAGAAAAAAGAAUAUGUCCUACAUAUGAAGAAAUUGUAUUAGAUUUAAACUCUGAAAAACUUAAUUUGGAAAAGCAUUAUGAGAAACUGACAACAGCUGUCACCAAACAAGGAGAAGACUGGCACAGAGAAAUUAACAUCAUUGUCAACAAACAGAAAUCUGAAAUUGAUGAGAUGAAAUCUAAACACCUGGCAGCUCUAAAUAAACAGGAACAUGAAAUCAAACAGACCACAUCUGAUGUUAAACAAUGCAUACUUGAUCUAAAGAAAUUACUGGACUCCAAUGAUGUCUCCCUAACCUCUGCAUACAAAUCCAGGAAUGCUGCAUUCAGAAGUUUACCUCCUAAAAUCAACGUUACAUUACCAAGUUUUUCUCCUCAUCCGAUCAACACAGAGCAGUUCUAUCAAAUGUUUGGUUCUCUGUCAUCAUUAUCCAUUACAACUAAAGAAGAUGGCUACACAAUGAAGACAACAGAAGCUGUAUCCUGUCUUCCAGUCAAACCACUGCUUGAUGAACCAGAGCUCAUCACCACCAUAAACACUGGGUAUAGAGAACUAUACAGUGUUACCUGUCUCAGUGAUGAAGAAAUCUGGACACGUGGAGAAGACAAAAUCAUGAAACUCUACAACCUCCAGGGUAAACUACUGAAGUCAAUCCAAACCAAGUCUGGGUACACACCACGUGACAUAGCAGUGACAAGGAGUGGAGAUCUAGUUUAUACUGACACUCAUACAGGAACUGUAAACAUAGUGAAGAAAAAAAAGAUACAGGAAGUGAUCAGACUACGGGGGUGGAUACCUUACAAUGUCUGUAGUACCUCCUCAGGUGACCUCCUGGUUACCAUGGUCAGUAAUGAUGGAAAACAAUCAAAAGUUGUCCGUUACUCUGACUCCACAGAGAAACAAACCAUUCAGUUUGAUAGUGAAGGUAAACCUCUGUAUUCAUCUGGUUACUCUACUAAAUACAUUAGUGAGAACAGGAACCUGGAUAUCUGUGUAGCUGACUUUGAAGCCCAUGCAGUAGUGGUGGUUAAUCAGGCAGGAAAACUCCAUCUUAGAUACACUGGUCAUCCCUCUACUAACAAGGGAUCAUUGAAUCCAGUUGGCAUCACAACAGACAGCCAGAGUCAGAUCCUGACAGCAGACUUUAGUAACAACUGUAUCCACAUCCUAGAUCAGGACGGACAGUUCCUCCGUUACAUUGAUAACUGUGAUCUACAGCGUCCAUGGAAUUUAUGUGUAGACACCAGAGACAAACUCUUUGUGACUGAGAAUAACAGUGGUAAAGUGAAGAAAAUCAAAUACAUGUAAUCAAUGUGUUUUAAAAUAAAUAACGACAAGUUUGUGAUAGAAUUUUUUCCAGUAACAAAAAUCACAAGAUGUAGUUUAAUUCACUUUCUUGUGUUGAUGUGUGCGUGUGUGAAAAUAUUUUCAAUAUUAUCAAUAAGGUAUAUAUAUAUAUAAAAUAUAUAUAUAAAUAAAAAAUUCAAUUAUUAAUAACAAUCUUUUCAGAAUUCUACCCAAGAUUGAAAUGACUUCUCAAAAAUAUAACAUUACAUUGGAAGAAAACUUCAAUAUUUCAAAAUGACCAAAUGAAUACCAUGUAUAUUUGCAAGGAUGAAGAAAUUAAGAAGUAUGAUGUACAUUUUUUCAAGUUGAUCCUGUUUCAUGCACUGCACACUGAAGGGUUGUGAUUAUACUGUACUUUUGAUGUAGUUAGAAUAAAAUGCCCUUAGAUCUAAAAUAAA
This is a messenger RNA of Saccostrea cuccullata (small rock oyster), 2111 nucleotides long. RefSeq lists its product as uncharacterized. Lineage: Eukaryota; Metazoa; Mollusca; Bivalvia; Ostreida; Ostreidae. Bases 1 to 1674 code for a protein of 557 amino acids. Gene Ontology annotation, molecular function: ubiquitin protein ligase activity; zinc ion binding; protein binding. The record is from RefSeq and is a predicted model, not a curated record. The transcript has a single exon.